UAAAGAAGAACGCGUGCCGAAAGAAAUUACAUUUCUGGUCCAACGUAUGCCGAACGUUGACGUUAAUAAAGUGGCAUAAAUUAGACGAUAUCUUUGCACGCGAAAACUGUAUUACUAGAUCGUACGAAAAGUGUGCGCGUUUACUAUCGGCUCAAAAUUUUAUGACAAUUUAGGCGAAUAGUUUUCUCGUUUUCCCUUGGUCACGAUCAAACGUCAUAAGUGGAGAUUACUUAUCUUAGGCAUUGUGUACAGAAGAUAAAGGAAAUUCAAACGAUACAAAUAAUUGGUAUCGCUGUCGCUUUCGUGAUUUAUGCCAAGGGCUGCGAGAGGCCAACGCGCGACAGUGAUUUCCUGGAACAGUGAUUGUGAUUUCCACCUAGAUCGUGUUGUUAUGGCGUGUAUACGAUGUUUUGCCGUGUUACUUUUGAUUAUAGCGAGCAGUAAAUACCUCGAAGGUUCGACGAUUCCUGGUGAAAUCGAAAAUGUCGACGAUUAUCGUUCGUACAGGCUACCCGAGGAAAUCGUACCAAUUUCUUACGACCUUUGGAUAUUCACUCGAUUGGGUUUAAACGAUUUCGUUUAUCGAGGCUACGUGACGAUAAUGUUAAAAAUAAUUCAACCGACCAGCACCGUCGUGGUCCACAACGACGGUUUAACUAUACAGGAAGAAAAAUCGAAGCUCUGCUAUAGGACCGAUGGAGAAAAUAAAUUAGUUACCGUCCCAAUUGCCGAUCAGCUCUCCGAGAAAAAGAGGCAAUUUCACGUGCUGAAGUUACCAACGCGAUUGACACCCGGUGUCUACACGUUGGAACUCCACUUCGAAGGUGAAACGCGCGACGACGUGUUCGGAUUUUACAGGAGCUCCUACGUCAAGAACGGGGAAACGAAAUGGAUGGGGAUCACCCAAUUUUCACCUGUGUACGCGCGUCGCGCGUUUCCCUGUCUCGACGAGCCCCACUUGAAAGCAAUUUUCACCCUUCGUAUCGGUCACGUGGGAAACCAAUUGGUAACAAGUAACACUCACGUUGCAACUACGGCGGAAUAUAGCUACAGGAACAGCUCGAACUAUUACCUGACCACGUUCGAACCGACGCCGAGAAUGUCCACGUUCAUCGUUGGUUGGGCAGUCCAUGAUUUCGACCCGGAGACAUCGGCGGCCUUGCCGAGCUUCAAGAUAUGGACACGAGAGUCGAUGGAUCGACGCGGAUCCGUCGCGUUGAAUCAAGGUGUCUCGAUAUAUUCGUUUCUGAAGGACUAUUUCCGCGUCGAGAAUCCGGUGCCGAAGAUGGACCAGAUCGCGGUGCCCGACUUCAAUUUCAACGCGAUGGAAAACUGGGGGAUGAUCGCGUACAGGGAGUCCGUGGUCUUGCACGAGAAGGCCGUUACGCCGACGAGAUACGUGUUCAACGGUCUCGCCACGAUGGCUCACGAAUACGCUCACACCUGGUUCGGGAACUUGGUCACGCCGAUCUUCUGGAACGUGGCUUGGCUGAAAGAAGGAUUCGCUUCCUAUUUUCAGUACCGCGCUCUAUCCUUUUUGCAACCGAGUUGGGACACGAUGGACAAAUUCGUAGUCGACAUGCUGCAACCGGCGCUGCUUUUGGACUCUGCGAAUCACACCAGAGUCUUGAACGGUCGAAACGUGGGCAGUCCGAGCAGCGUCAAGGCUGUCUUGGAUUUCGUCUCUUAUAAAAAAGGGGCGUCGGUGAUACGUAUGCUCGCCCAUGCGAUUGGAGAUUCGACGUUUCAAAGUGGUUUACGAAGCUACUUGAAAGACAUAUCAUACGGAGCAGCUACACCGUACGAUCUGUACGAACACCUGCAGUCCGCCGCGAAUAAGUCUGGUCACCUACCAGCCGAUACGUCGAUCGAACGAAUAAUGGACUCUUGGACGAACCAAUCCUGUUUUCCUCUGGUAACUGUAACCCGAGAUUACGAGCAAAGGGAGGCUUCGAUAUCUCAAGAAACAUUUUGCCAAAACAUAGAUCGGUGCGACACGGACCGUAAAAUGGACAAGUGGUGGAUACCAUUGAAUUUUGCCACUAGAUCGUCGCUCGCCGACUUCUCUCGUACAGCCGCGAAGACUUGGCUGAAACCGAAAAGCGAAAGACUGAUCGUCGGACCGUUCGCGUCCGAGGAUUGGGUCGUCUUCAACGUUCAACAAGUCGGAUAUUAUCGAGUGAACUACGACGAAAAUAAUUGGCGAAUGCUCAUCGAUUAUUCGAGGUCGACAGAUUUUUCGAAGAUACACAAAGCGAACAGAGCGUCCCUGAUAGACGACGCUUUCAAUUUGGCCAAAAGCGGAUAUUUGGAUUACUCGAUUCCGCUCGAUCUCUCGGGUUACUUGGUCCAAGAGCUCGACUACGAACCCUGGCUCGCGGCUGUUAACAACUUUAGAUACUUGAGUAACAGGCUGAGGAGCGUGCCAGAAGUGCAUCGAGCUUUUCAAAGUCACGCGAAGCGUUUAUUGGACCCAAUCUACGACCGAUUAAGUUUCGUUGAGUCCGCGAACGAUGAUCUGGUGACGAAAUUACAACGCGAGCUAAUUCUAUCGACAUCCUGUUCGAUGCGGAACCCGCAUUGUUUAAAGAUGUCGCAAAAAUUGUUCGACAAGUGGAGAAUCAACGAACCGAUAUUGCAAGAUGUCAGAAGUCUCGUCUACUGCGAAGGCAUACGUAGCGGCAACGAUAAAGACUGGUACAAAAUGUUGGAAACAUGGCGGCAAACCGAUCUGCACACCGAGCAAGAAUUAUUGCUCCAAGCCCUUGGUUGCACCGGGAAGGCGCACUUGAUAGAUAAAUAUCUCGCGAUGACGCUAUCGGAGGGAUCGAGACUCCGCAAACAAUACAGGAUCGCCGUAAUCAACGGCGUUUUGGACGGGGACGCGCAGAACACUGAUCGUGUAUUACAAUACUUGAAACAGAAUUUACAAAAACUAAUCAACACGGAAGAUUACAUUUUUCUGGGCAAAGCGAUCGCAGCGAUCGGGGACUCGAUUACGUCGAAAGAACAAACGGAACAGUUACAAAAGUUUGUCGAAGAAAAUCUCGGGAAACUCGACGAAGUCUCGGCGACUGCGAAACAAGCCAUCGAUGUCUCUUCGGCAAACGUGCAAUGGACGCAGAAGUAUUCGCCCAAGAUUGCUGAACUUCUGAAUCAAAUAAAUUCUGUUCGAAAACAUAGUCAAGCCGAGAUCUAAUAAAAUUCUAUUCCGUAAUCGA
Megalopta genalis is the source of this 3221-nucleotide messenger RNA. NCBI's taxonomy places the organism in Eukaryota, Metazoa, Arthropoda, Insecta, Hymenoptera, Halictidae. The record is from RefSeq and is a predicted model, not a curated record.